AUUGAAAAAAAAAAAUGAGAGAGAGAGAGAGAGAGAGAGAGAGAACAAAGACAAAAGGUUCUCAAAACUCUAUGAUUAUUCAAAUUAAAUUCUCUCAAAAACCAAGAGCGCAAGCAAUGACUAGUGUUUCUGUUUCCUUCAUUUAGCUAUAUACUUAACACCAAUAAGAUCUCUCAUCAGGAAGUUUGUACGAGAGAGAGAAAGCAAGAAAGAAAGGGAAAGUGAAAGGGAAAAUUUCUUUGUUUGAAUCUGUGUUUGUUUGCAGAAGAAGAAGAAGGAAAGGGAGCUAGUAGGUAGAGAUGAAUAGAGGUGUUGUUCAGAGCUCACCGGUGCAACAAAUGAUAGCCGGGAACCCUAAUUGGUGGAACAUCAAUCAUAAUAUGAGGCCUCCUAUUUCUCAUCAACAACCACCUUCUUCUUCUCCUUUCUUCUUUUCUCCUUCUUCCAAUAACUUCCUCUCUCCACAUCCUCCUUCAUCUCCUCUUCCCUUUCCUUCUAAUUGGCAUGCAAAUCAAGAUCAGCUUCCUGAGUCCUGGAGCCAACUUCUCAUGGGUGAAGAAGAUAAGAAACUGGGAAACUGGGAGGAGCAAGUGCUGAUGAGUCAGGCACAAAAUGUUGCUCUUGUGGAUGUGAAGCAAGAGAGCUCAUCGGUGAAUAGUUAUGUGUAUGGAGGAGGACAUGGCGGCGGUUCUGGCGGCAGCGGCAAUAACAGUAACGAAGAGUUUCAGGCGGCUUCCGGUGGCCGAGGUGGCGCUGCUAAUUGGUCUCAUCAUCAUCAAAUAGUGCCUCCUCCUCAUCCUCCAGCUGCUUCUUCUUCUUCACCAAAAUCCUGUGUCACAACUUUCAGCAGCAACAUGCUGGAUUUCUCUAGCAGUAAGACAGAUGCUAGGCAUCCUCCUCCAGAUCGAUCUUCUGAGUAUAACAGCAAUGGAGGUGGUGGGGCAGUGAAGAAAGCUAGGGUUCAACCAUCUACGACACAGUCUUCUACCUUCAAGGUUAGAAAGGAGAAAUUAGGUGACAGAAUUACUGCCCUUCAUCAGUUAGUUUCCCCCUUUGGAAAGACUGAUACAGCGUCUGUCUUGUUAGAAGCAAUAGGAUACAUCAGAUUCCUCCAGAGUCAAAUUGAGGCCCUUAGCUUACCAUACUUGGGCACCACUGGAUCAUCAUCAUCAAACAUGAGGCAGCAACACUCUGUUCAAGGAGAGAAGAAUUGUAUAUUCCCUGAAGACUCUGGUCAGGAAUUACAGGAGGAAGCAAAGAAGGACCUGAAGAGCAGAGGGUUGUGUUUGGUUCCAGUGUCAUGCACACUUCAAGUUGGGAGUGAUAAUGGAGCUGAUUACUGGGCUCCAGCUCUUGGAGGAGGCUUUCGAUGAAUUAUAUAUUAAUCCUAAUUAAUUAAUUAAUGGGGUUGAUUGAAGCACACAAUUACGAGAGAUUAUUAUCAAUUAAAUAUAUAAACAUAUUCAUGGAUAUGGUAUAAUAUCAUGAGCAGUCAAUCUGCUAAAAAUUUCAAGGCUGAUUGCUCAUGAUGAUAUACACCAUUCCUGGAUAAAAUAUAUUACAAUUAAUAAUUAAUGUAAUAUAUGUAUGUGUGCUUUCACAAGUAUUUUUAGGUAGCCCCAUGUUAAUUAAUUAUUAUUAAUUACUCAAGACUACUACUUACUCCUUGUUCAUGCAGAGAUCUGAUCUCAGGCUCUUUAUUUCUUGUUGUAUGUUGUUGUUAUUAAUAUAUUAGGUUUAUUGAUUAGUUAAUUGAGAUCUAUGGUGGUGCAUUGUUAAUUAAGUUUCAUAAUUAUUAUUGCAUAUGGGAAAAAGAUUUAGGUUAA
Neltuma alba is the source of this 1826-nucleotide messenger RNA. Its product is annotated as transcription factor bHLH68. The record is from RefSeq and is a predicted model, not a curated record. NCBI's taxonomy places the organism in Eukaryota, Viridiplantae, Streptophyta, Magnoliopsida, Fabales, Fabaceae. Bases 300 to 1373 code for a protein of 357 amino acids. Gene Ontology annotation, biological process: regulation of transcription by RNA polymerase II. The transcript has 8 exons. Gene Ontology annotation, cellular component: nucleus. Gene Ontology annotation, molecular function: DNA-binding transcription factor activity, RNA polymerase II-specific; protein dimerization activity; RNA polymerase II cis-regulatory region sequence-specific DNA binding.